Drosophila busckii is the source of this 830-nucleotide messenger RNA. RefSeq lists its product as uncharacterized. Bases 75 to 695 code for a protein of 206 amino acids. The transcript has 5 exons. Gene Ontology annotation, cellular component: lysosomal membrane. NCBI's taxonomy places the organism in Eukaryota, Metazoa, Arthropoda, Insecta, Diptera, Drosophilidae. The record is from RefSeq and is a predicted model, not a curated record.
AUUGACAAGUUGACAGCGCUAUUUGUUUUUAGGUGAAAAUUAAUUGCAGAACAAUUUCCUUAAAACAGAAAUUAAUGGCAAACAGGCGAUUGUUCAUAUACGCUGCAUUAUUGGCGAUAUGUUAUUUACUUGGCGUGACAUGGGCUGAUGCUGAGACAGGAAUAAACAGUACGAAAGUCAGCAAUGUUACUCAAAUCAGUGCAUCGCCAGCUCCAGCAGCCAAGCCUGCAGCAGCUGCAGUUACACCCGCACCCACAAUUACAGCACCAAAAGUGACGAGUAGCAAAAAUACAAGCAGCACGCCAGAAUGUGCCUGCGCUGGAGCAUUGCUGCCGCAAGUGGGGACCAAUGGCAAAGAGCUUCCCAUAUGUGCUGAGUGUAAAUGCUCCCAUGUAGCACGUAAUACGACGCUUAUUAAGGUCGUUGUCAUAAUUGUGAUUUGGAUAAUAUCCAUUUUAGUGAUAUAUAUGCUGUUCCUUAUGCUGUUGGAUCCGCUGUUGAACAAACGCGUCAAGGCGAGCAACUACCAGGAGCACACAAAUGAAGAUGACGAGCCAACACCAAUGCCGGCGAGCACCAACAAUCAAGAGCUGAACGCUCGUGCCAAUGUGCUUAAUCGUGGAAUGGAUAAAUGGAAACGACAGGUGCGCGAACAGCGACGUCACAUCUAUGACCGGCACACGAUGCUAAACUGAAGUCGGAAGCAGUCUUUGGCGACUUAAGACAUACAUAUAUAUUUCCAAACCAAUGUCAAAUGUAAUUAUUUUAGUUAUUAGCUUGUCUCAUGUAUUGGAUCAAAUUUACGUUAGCCACAAUUUAUAAAUUAAAUC